GCCCAGCAACUCCAAUCUGGCUACACCGUCCAGCGAGAGUGCCCCCGCGUCCCCACGUAGUUCGACCUUGAACGGAGUGCAAGCAGGCGCUAUCGGCGGAGGGUUUGGCCCCUACUCAUAUCCUCUCCCGGUUACCCGAGACAGCGUACACUCGAAUUCGCGGUUCAGCCAUGCGGCAUCCCUGGCUCCUUUGAGUCCGUUGUUGCGUGUGAACACCGCUUCUAUAUCGCCUCAGUACUGGGAGGGCGACCCGGACUUGGACGAUGCUCUGCACAAUCCUAAACGACCAGACCCUUCGCGCAGUUUCACAUUGCUCUCCCUGCGUGGGUGGGUCAAUGCGACUGCGUUGUUGGUGUUGGUGUUCGGACUUUUGGCGUUGUUCAUUGGUUACCCUGUGGUAUCGGCUGUGCAGGGCAAAUUGCAAACUAAAGGGACUUUCAAUAUCGCGAUCAACGGAACCGGACAAGUCCCCGUAUUGCCCGGUAUGCCGACGCUCAUCGACGCCGAUACGCCCGAGAGUGCCUACUCAAGGACUGGAAUAACGGAUGGAAAGAAGUACAAUCUCGUCUUCAGUGACGAGUUCAAUCGGGACGGGAGAACAUUUUUCCCUGGCGAUGAUCCUUACUGGGAAGCGGUUGAUCUGCACUACUGGCCGACCGGUGACCUUGAGUGGUAUGACCCGUCGACAAUAACCACCGCGAAUGGCAAUCUUGUUAUCACGAUGUCAGAAGUGUGGAAUCAUGACUUGAAUUUCAUGAGUGGAAUGUUGCAAUCUUGGAACAAGCUCUGCUUUACUACGGGCUACUUGGAGGUCCGGCUCAGCUUGCCUGGGUCCGUAAAUACGCCUGGUUUCUGGCCAGGCGCAUGGACCAUGGGGAACUUGGGCCGCGCUGGUUACGGUGCUACCACCGAGGGUAAUUGGCCGUACUCGUACGAUUCGUGUGAUGUUGGAACCUUGGCCAACCAGACACGCCCAGACGGGACCCCUACUAUCGUGAAAACAGGAGGCAGCGGGAAUGUACUCAGCGAACUUCCUGGACAGCGGUUGUCGGCUUGCACAUGUCCUGGCGAGGACCAUCCAGGCCCUGAUGUCACUGUUGGACGGUCUUCGCCCGAAAUCGAUAUGAUCGAAGCUCAGAUCGACACCACCAUUCCUCGGGGCCAGGUCUCUCAAAGUUUCCAAGUCGCGCCUUUCAACUUGAACUGGGACUUUGACAACGCGACCAUGAAGAUUGUUGACACCAAUCUCACGAAACUGAACGGAUAUCGAGGCAGUCAGACACAGCAAGCCGUCUCCGCGUUGACCUAUAUUCCGGACGAUCUGUACUCCGCCCAAAACUUUGGUGUCUUUGGACUGGAGUGGUGGUCGAAUCCGAGUAAUCGCGGAGAAGGUUUCAUCACGUGGUCCAGUAAUGGAGUAGAGAGCUGGAGUAUCGACAGCGCCGUCGUCGGAGCCGAUAACAAUGUGCAGAUCAGUCAGCGCCUAAUUCCCGAAGAGCCCAUGUAUUUGAUCCUCAAUUUGGGAAUGUCUCCGGGUUUCCAGCAUUCCAACUUCGAUGCCAUGCCUUUCCCGAGUCAAUACCUCGUGGACUAUGUCCGCUUCUAUCAGCGUGAAGGCGUCGUCGACGGUGUAACUUGUGAUCCUCCGCACCAUCCGACGCAGGAUUACAUUAACAGGCAUGCCAACGCUUACACGAACCCAAAUUACACGAUCUGGGCGGAUGCUGGAUACACAUUCCCAAAGAACUCGAUCCUGGGAUGCUGAAUGCCAUUGUACGACCUGCCUAUAUAUCCGCGAACAUUCGCUCUCAUACUCACUUAUUCUACGGACGGACCUAGUAAUGACGCAUUAGAUGUACUCUCAUACUUCAUUCGCAUGUUUCUCGUGUAUCAUCGAGACAAAGCCGAGAACGCUCAUUGACCAUUGCAUGCGACAGAAUCUGAGAGAGGGAUCUACUGUGGCAGUGGCUGCGGAUCUAAUCUGAUUCAGCAGUCUACUACGUACGUCCUCUCACUCUGACCUCGAUGUCGUCUGCCGAGGACGCACAAUCCAUCCACGCCAAGGCCGUCAAGACUGAAUUUGCUCAAGAUUAUGAUGCCGCGUUCAGAUUAUACAUCAAAGCUGCCGAGUCGUUUCUGCACCUGAGCCGCGCAGCUGCGCGGGAGGAAGACAAAGUCAAAUGGAAGGGGAGCGCGAAGAAAGCUCUGGAGAGGGCGGAGAGGAUCAAGGCUGUCAUCGAGCACCGCAAGACCGGCGGCACAAGCUCGAGUGAUGCCAGGUUGACCCCCGUCGGGGUGGAUUAUUUCUCGCAGGAGGAGCAGUUCUACGCGUUGAAGAAGGGCGGGGUGGUCAAUGGCCGAGUGUUUCCUGCGUGGGACGAGCCGGUGGCCCCGGACAGCGGGAACGUGUCAGUUCUUGGCGGGGACGUCGAGCUCUCCGCUGAACAACUGAAAGUCUCCCCGAUCUGGCAGAAGAAGGGCCCCCUCAACGAGAAUAUCGUGUUGCGGCCCCAGGACAUAUUGCAGCAGAUCAUCACCGACUGUUCCCUGUCAGCCUCGCUCUCAGUCUGUUUAGAGUAUGCCUCGCGAUCAGGCAUCCCUUUCAGACCUUGCGAUGCCGGAGGAGAGACGUUUCGCUGUCCGCUACAUAAGGUGGCCGAAUGCGACGACAGGUAUGACUUGCGUGUGUUGUUCAACGGGGCUUGGCGCAGGAUCAGGAUAGACGAUAGACUCCCUUGUGACCCAGCGACCGGAGCCUUGGUCUGCAUGGCGACCUCCGGCAAUACUGUCGCAUUCCCAAGUUUUGUGGAGAAGGCUUACAUGAAGCUGAUGGGAGGAUACGACUUCCCAGGAUCAAACUCGAGCAUUGACUUGCAUGCUCUUCUAGGCUGGAUACCAGAGCACAUCGCGAUCAAGAGUUCGAAUUUCGAGCGUGAAACCACGUGGCAGCGAUUGUUGAAUGGUUUUGCCUCCAAUCAAUGUAUGGUGACUUUGGGAACGGGGAACGAGUCCCAUAUUCGCUGGCGCGGCGUCAGUCUGCUAAAUGCGCAUAGCUACGCGGUCAUUGCCGUGAGUGAAGAUGAAAACGGACGACGUUUGACGAUUCUGGACUCUUGGACGGGCGAAGCUUCACAAGCAGCGUCAUCUCUGGAGAUGUCUUGGACAGACAGCCUGGAUGUAUUUGACAGCAUCUAUCUCAGUUGGGAUCCACACACAUGGCCAAAUACGGCAUCCUUGCACGGGACUUGGAGGAAGCAACCGUCGGCUGGGGUAUCGCAUGUCACUCGCACUCACCGACUCGCUUUCGAAAGCGUUCCCGAUGAGAGGGAAGUGUGGGUCUUGUUGACCCGCCACGUGGCAGAUUCGCGAAGCACGACAGAUUUUGUCUCUCUGCGGGUGCAUCGUGAAGAGUCGGCAGCAGAAUAUUGUGCUCUGGCUAUGAAAAGCAAAUAUAGUAAUAGUCCACACGUCCUGACCAGGACUUCGAUUCCGGCCCAUACCGCGGGCAACUUGCUGGUUGUCGCUUGUUACGACGGCGACGCCGCUCAAAUUGGCUUCACUCUCGCAGUAUACGGGGCAGACAUCAGCUGGGAUCGACAAGUCCUUCCGCCUCCGAUUUCCAUCAAGGUUAACGGCGUGUUCACAAGCAAGAAUGCUGGCGGAAACAGCUCCCAUCCGACGUUUAUGAACAACCCGCAAUAUCACCUGCGCAUACAUGCACCAAAGAACCCAGCUUUGGGGCGCAAAACAGAGCUAGUAUUGACUAGCCAGACACGACGAGAGGUUCCGAGCAAUAUCGCAGUGGUGUGGUCUCAGGGCGAGCGUUGUUCCGAAUUGGCACAGAAUGAUGUGGUUGCAUCCUCCGGUUCAUACGGUUACGGCUCCACACGACUCGCUGCGACUUUGCAAGCGGGAGACUACACUGUCAUCCUAUCUACGUUCGAGCCAGGACAACUGGGAUCCUUCUCUCUGGAAGCAGAAAGCAGCACGCUUAAAUUCGAUCUCAAGCCGAUCGCACAUGAAGGCGCGGGCAUGUAUAGCAAACAAGUCCGAGGAGAAUGGACCGCGGAAACGGCUAUGGGAGGACCCACUUUCAAACAGUACAUGCAAAACCCCAGACUCGAACUCAAAACGGAGGUUCCCAACGAUAUCAUGAUACGUAUUCAGCUUGUCCAACGGCCCCAGGUCACUCCAGUGAACGUUACCGUCUUCCCAGCGUCGCUUUCGCUCGGACAGCACGUGAUGACAUCCGGGCCCUACAGUGAUUCCCUUGCUGGCGCGAUUACGCCGAAGGUCAGGUUGGCGGCCGGCCAGUACUGGAUCCUUCCGUCAACAUACUCCCCGGGCGUUGUAGGGUCAUUCCACAUUCUGAUAUACAGCAGCUCGCCAGUCGAGGUCAUCGACAGGUCAGCAGGAAUUCGUUGACGCGUUUAAGCGUGACACGAGCGGGAUUGGCUUCGGGUCGGCUGGCGACGAUCCAUUCCAGUCUCGUUCGGAUGGUUUGUUUAUUUGCGGGUCCUGGACUGCCAUUCAGUUCAGAUGACGUGGGGGGGAUGGAUAUGAUCGCACUGGGUUCCGCCGUGAAAUCACCCUGGUCGUCAAAGAACGACUGUAACACAGCCAGUGCGACUCCAGGACUCGUGUCCACUCCGUCUCGACAUGCAAUACACAGUCGCAGUCCACUGGAGAGAUUUUUCUUGGCGAACGCGAUGGCUUGGGGAAGCACUUGUUGAAGGAGAUGCAGCUGUCCUUUCUUCCCGGGGGCAAGGGCAACUGGAGUGUCACUGCAGACGUAGACACAGCUUUCUCGUAAAUGAUGAUAUACGCCGUGUCCGCUUCCCACAGCGUCAGAUCUGAGAUGGCGGCGAUGCUGAUCCGACCCUGCACCCGCUCAAUGCGGCUGAGCUUGCAGAGACUCCCAGCAUCCUGUACACGAUUGGCGACCAAUGUCUGCACGAGCUGGGGGAGUUCGAGCCUCGACGCGUUCAAAAGUUCAGAUUGAUGCCGCCAAAAGAUGUCUGGAUCGAGACCCUGGAGCCGAUUUUGCGAAGUGUGAGGCAAAAUACUCGCGCCCAACGCAACAGCACGACGCACCAUGCCCCAUAGCUCGUGAUCGUCCCCUGAGCCCUGGACGUAUGCGUACCCUCCGGUCCUCCGGUCGAGGGCAGCCUGACGCGAUGCAGACACACAGAUGACGGGGAUACACUCGGAUGGCGGGGACGGAAACGCCCCCGAGGCGGGGGUGAUCCACAGCGGACGAAGUGGCCGCGGUAGAUCCGGGAGGGUGUAGGACGACGCCUGUGAGAAACGACAUACGAAGCGCACGCGAUCCGCCAGGUGCAGACGUACCGCCAGCCCGACGGCCCACGACUCCACGCGCGCAGCGAUCUGAUCGUGCUCCUGCGCGCUGACGGCCCCGGGGGGAGUGUACAGCCCCGUUGUCGUUUUCCACGUCCGCGCUUCCUCUUCCUCAGGAAAGCGGAGGGCUACGGCGCGGUUGACAACGGCGCACCAGAUCGGCACGGUCUUGGACAAAGCGUCAGGGAUCCGUUUUCCUGCUCGCGUCGAAUCGACUAGGAUGAGUCUGCGGAACUUGGUCAGAUGUGAUCUAAGGUCCAGAAGAGAAGGAAACGCGCCCUGUGCCGUUAUUUGCGGCUGCGAGGGGCACCAGGUGGAGGUUCGGUCGGCGGA
This is a messenger RNA of Mycena citricolor, 5691 nucleotides long. The record is from the annotation of a GenBank genome assembly. NCBI's taxonomy places the organism in Eukaryota, Fungi, Basidiomycota, Agaricomycetes, Agaricales, Mycenaceae.